Molecule: messenger RNA, 984 nt
Organism: Chroicocephalus ridibundus (black-headed gull)
Lineage: Eukaryota; Metazoa; Chordata; Aves; Charadriiformes; Laridae
Gene: PITHD1
Product: PITH domain containing 1
Exons: 6
Coding region: 38-670 (210 amino acids)
Cellular component (GO): nucleus
Source: RefSeq, a predicted model, not a curated record
GGGAGCGCGCAGGCGCAGUGCGGGCGGCGGCGCAGACAUGGCGCACGGUCCAGGGCGCUGCUGCUGCUGCUGCGGGGAGGCGGCGGCGGCGGCGGGCGGCGCGGAGCGGGGCGCGGCCUGGGGCCUCUACCUGCGCAUCGACCGGCAGCGGCUGCAGUGCCUCAACGAGCGCCGUGAGGGCAGCGGCGCGCUCGUCUUCCGCGCUUGGGAGGACCGCGGCGAUCGCGCCCAGUUCGUGGAAAGCGACGACGACGAGGAGCUUCUCUUCAACGUCCCGUUUACAGGCAAUGUGAAAUUAAAAGGAAUAAUCGUGAUGGGAGAAGACGACGGUACGCAUCCCGCAGAGAUGAGACUGUUCAGGAACAUUCCUCACAUGUCCUUUGAUGACACAGCCAGGGAACCGGAGCAGACAUUCAGCCUGAACCGGGAUCCAACGGGGGAGCUGGAGUACCCAACCAAAAUUGCCCGUUUCUCCAAUGUUUACCACCUCUCCAUCCACUUUCCGAAGAACUUUGGAGCGGAGACAACAAAGAUAUUUUAUAUAGGCCUGAAAGGGGAGUGGACAGAGGCUCAUCGCCACGAAGUCACCAUCUGCAAUUAUGAAGCAUCAGCAAACCCAGCAGAUCACAAGCUGGAACAAAUCACCCCACAGACUCACUUCAUCUCCUAACUGCUGUCGGGAAUCUCCUGAAGGCUCUGAUACAAGGCUACGGACACGAUGGGCUGACUCGGACAGAACUGCCUUCCUGGAGCACUGCAGAGUGUUGGAUCAGUUUUACGUUUCGGUCUUUGCCUCGGAAAGCAAAGCGCCGAGUGUGGGCGAUGCCUGUAUGAAGGCGGCCACUAAGGGCAGUGGCGCAUUGGGUCCCGCAGAAAGCAGUGGAUCCGCUCUCCUCACGGGAGAGUCAGUCUUGGGGCGGUGGUGAGCUCGGGUCCGGUAUUGUUUACUGCUCUGACUGCCAAUAAAACACGCUGAGGUGCCGA